CCUCGCAACGGAGACGGAUCAUCCGACAACUCCAUCGAAUCCGGCCACAACAUCAUCCACGGUGCCGGCGAGGAGCCAUCGACUCGAGACAGCCGAGCAGACAAGACAGCCCCGGUGCCCAAGGUCGAGAAGGGCGCUGGUCUCGAGGGCAUGAACGCCAGCGGCGGACAGAGCCAAGGGCUCGCCCAGGGUCCAGACAGGGGCCAGGGU
This is a messenger RNA of Lasiosphaeria miniovina, 210 nucleotides long. RefSeq lists its product as uncharacterized. The transcript is spliced from 2 exons. The annotation marks the transcript as partial. The record is from RefSeq and is a predicted model, not a curated record. Lineage: Eukaryota; Fungi; Ascomycota; Sordariomycetes; Sordariales; Lasiosphaeriaceae.